UGUUGAAAAAUAUAUACAGAAAUAAAAAAUAUCAAAGGAAUUUGUAUAUUUUUUCUAUACAAUCUCAAAAUGUCAAUAAAUCUAGAGAUUAACUUAAAAAGAGCCGAUAAAAUAUAUUAUGAAGGGGAAAAUAUUGCUGGAGUUAUAUUGUUAUCAACAAAUUCUGAUUUUAAACAUGAAGGGAUAACUUUAACAAUGGAAGGAUGUGUCAAUCUACAGAUCAGCUCAAAAAAUGUAGGAAUUAUUGAAGCUUUUUAUAAUUCUGUAAAGCCAAUUCAACUAGUAGGAACAACAUGUGAAGUAUGUGGUCCAGGACGUCUACCCUCUGGUACCAUAGAAAUACCUUUUGAGAUUCCAGUAAAGCCAAAACCCAACAGAACUCUGUAUGAAACAUAUCAUGGAGUUUACGUAAAUAUAGGCUACAGUUUAAAAUGUGAUAUUAAGAGAUCGUUUUUGUCAAAAGAUUUACAAAAAACUCAACAAUUUUUAGUGCAGUACAAACCAGGAUACAAUGCUUGCCCUCAAUUGCCUCUUACAGAUAAAAGAACGCCUUUGAAUUUUGAGUUGAGUCCUGCUACAUUGACCAAUGCUAGAGCAGGAGUUCCAAACUUUUUAUUGAAAGGUCAUGUUGAAACUGUAUGUUGUAACAUUGCCAAACCCUUAAGAGGAAAAAUAGUGCUAGCUAAAUGUGAUGUACCAGUGAGAUCUAUAGAACUACAAUUGGUUCGAGUUGAAACUUGUGGCUGUGCAGAGGGAUAUGCAAGAGAAGCCACUGAAAUUCAGAAUAUUCAAAUUGGAGAUGGAGAUGUUCCGCAUCAUAUUCCAAUACCGAUAUAUAUGGUAUUUCCAAGAUUGUUUACUUGUCCCACACUAAUUACUACCAAUUUUAAAGUAGAAUUUGAAAUUAAUCUGGUGAUUGUUUUCCAAGGUGAUCAUUUGGUUACAAACAACUUUCCUAUAAUACUGGUAAGAGAAUAAUUAGAAACAAUAAAAUGUUACAAAAUAUAUUACUGU
Molecule: messenger RNA, 1014 nt
Organism: Diabrotica balteata
Lineage: Eukaryota; Metazoa; Arthropoda; Insecta; Coleoptera; Chrysomelidae
Source: the annotation of a GenBank genome assembly